GACCCGCCGCGCCUCUUCAGUGUCACCUUGGCCCCGGCUGCUGCAGGUGACUGUCCGGCCCACAGGCAGGUACAAAGACAGGAAGGGAGUCGGGAAUCGGAAUCGGAGCGGGCCAACCAUGACGUCUCCGAAGAGCAAGACGUCUCCGAAGGCCAUCAAGUUCCUCUUCGGAGGCUUGGCCGGGAUGGGCGCUACAGUGUUCGUGCAGCCCUUGGACCUGGUGAAGAACCGCAUGCAGCUGAGUGGUCAGGGCACCAAGGCUCGAGAAUAUAAAACCAGCUUCCACGCACUCGCCUCCAUCUUGAAGAAUGAGGGCAUCGGGGGCAUCUACACUGGUCUGUCUGCAGGUUUGCUACGCCAAGCCACCUACACCACCACCCGACUUGGCAUCUAUACCAUCUUGUUCGAGAAGAUGACGUCGGCCGAUGGUCGCCCGCCAAACUUCUUCCUCAAGGCGCUGAUCGGGAUGACAGCUGGCGCAACAGGGGCGUUCGUGGGCACGCCGGCCGAAGUGGCUCUCAUCCGGAUGACGGCCGACGGGCGACUUCCCGCUGACCAGCGACGAGGGUACACCAACGUGUUUAACGCCCUGGCUCGGAUCAUGCGCGAAGAGGGCGUCACUACGCUGUGGAGGGGGUGCAUUCCCACCAUGGCCCGGGCGGUAGUGGUCAACGCCGCCCAGCUGGCAUCUUACUCACAGUCCAAACAGGCGCUGCUAGACUCGGGCUACUUUGGUGAUGACAUCCUGUGUCAUUUCUGCGCCAGUAUGAUCAGUGGCCUGGUCACCACGGCGGCGUCCAUGCCUGUCGACAUAGUGAAGACAAGGAUUCAGAAUAUGAGGAUGAUUGAUGGCAAACCCGAGUACAAAAACGGACUGGAGGUGCUGGUGCGCGUGGUGGGCAAGGAGGGCUUCUUUUCAUUGUGGAAAGGCUUCACGCCGUACUACGCUCGCCUCGGACCGCACACCGUGCUCACCUUCAUCUUCCUGGAGCAGAUGAACCGCCUGUACAAGACCCACGUGCUAGACCGCUAGCACACAUGGAGAGAGACGGACGCACACAUGCGCGCACACACACACACUCACAGGUGUUAUAAUUGUAUUCUUUUUGUAAAAAGAAAGGAACAAAUGAGGAUUUAGGUCAUGGAUUAGAGCUUUCUGUCACUUGCAAAAGUGACCAUGGUCACAGAUGCUGAAUAUGAUAAGCAGGGCCCCAUUAAAAACUUUGGGACAGUU
Messenger RNA from Syngnathus acus (greater pipefish), 1234 nucleotides. RefSeq names its product solute carrier family 25 member 11 (gene slc25a11). Gene Ontology annotation, cellular component: mitochondrial membrane. The record is from RefSeq and is a predicted model, not a curated record. Gene Ontology annotation, biological process: malate transmembrane transport; succinate transmembrane transport; mitochondrial transport. The coding region runs from base 119 to 1033 and encodes 304 amino acids. NCBI's taxonomy places the organism in Eukaryota, Metazoa, Chordata, Actinopteri, Syngnathiformes, Syngnathidae. The transcript has 9 exons. Gene Ontology annotation, molecular function: sulfate transmembrane transporter activity; antiporter activity; malate transmembrane transporter activity.